GCCCAGUAGAGGGAGGGGGGGGACAACAGCCCUCACCUCCCCCGGCCACCCAGCUACUCCCCAGAGUUCCCAUUAGCAGGUAAUAGCCCCAGCCCUGGGGUGAUGAGGAUGAAAGUGUCAGAGUGAGAGGGUUUAGGGCAAGGAGCAGUGGAGCAGUGGAAAACGAGGAGAAAUGAUGUCAGAGGAAUCGCGACCACCGAUUGGAGUGCAGAUUCCAGAGGAGAGCCUAUAAAAUGGGGAAAGUCAACACCAGGAACAAGCAAAGGGAGGGAAAAGUUGGAACGUGAGAAAUUCCAGGAACUUUUCAACAUCCUCUCUCUUCUCCUGUGUGUGUAUGUGUGUGUUCCAGACUGUCUAAAACCAAAGAUGCUGGGGUGCGGUUGUGUGCUUCUCUCGUGUCUCCUGACGGUGACUCUAUUCCACUGCAGCGUAGACAGCCUUCGCCUCACCCAGGAGAGCCCAGAGUACCUGGACCCAGUGGUUCUGGAGGAGUCAGGCCUGCAGGCCCGGUCCAGUGAGCAAAAGGCAGCAGGGGCUUUGACGGCCAAGUUACUACUACUUGACCACCUGGACCGCCUGGAGAAUGACGUCAUUGAGACCAAGAUGAAGAGGAGCUUCCCAGGGUCCAACACUCCACUGGACCGCCUCUCCAUCAGCACCAUGGACCCUAAGGGCUCCAAGCAGAGGAAAGUUGUUGAACUGCCACGGAGGCGAGUGAGUGUUCCUAUUGACCGGAUUGGAGUGGGCCGUCUACCUAGCAGCCGAGGGUAGACCCCCCCCCAUCCACCCAUCCCCUUACCUGGACAGGGGAUUCUACCAUAGGUAGAAGAUGCAUGGAAAGCACAUCAACACGCCACGACCACUCCUCUUGCCCUACCAAUCCCCACCUCACCCCAUCACCCUACAUACGUACACUAUGGCACAAAUCACUUCCUCAUUAUAGUUCUGAUGUGAUGUAAACUACCCCCCCUUACUCCCCACUUCCUUUCCCCGUCCUCAGUGGUGAUACUGUGGAGGGAUAUAGUGUGGCAACGUCCUAAAAAGCACAUCACUACCAUAGCAACACACAUAUUUACCCAUAAUGCCUGUGGGCACUCUUGCCUUUUUUGCUCGUUUGUAGGACAUGCACACAUGGUCUGUCUGUUCACUUUGACUGAAGGCUGACUGGGUGGCAAUGGCCUUGACAUUAAAAAAUGAUUAUAAGACAA
Molecule: messenger RNA, 1208 nt
Organism: Salmo salar (Atlantic salmon)
Lineage: Eukaryota; Metazoa; Chordata; Actinopteri; Salmoniformes; Salmonidae
Gene: ostn
Product: osteocrin
Biological process (GO): hormone-mediated signaling pathway
Molecular function (GO): signaling receptor binding
Source: RefSeq, a predicted model, not a curated record